Meleagris gallopavo (turkey) is the source of this 2429-nucleotide messenger RNA. RefSeq names its product glutaredoxin 5 (gene GLRX5). The record is from RefSeq and is a predicted model, not a curated record. Gene Ontology annotation, cellular component: mitochondrial matrix. NCBI's taxonomy places the organism in Eukaryota, Metazoa, Chordata, Aves, Galliformes, Phasianidae.
AUGGGAGGGACAAAGUUCACAGCGUUUUCACACUAUUGGCUAUUGGCAUUGAUCGGCGUCUCGUUGCACCAAUGCAAAGGAGAAGCUUGUAGCGCUGGCUCGGGUCAGGCGGUGCGGGUGGGGGCCGGCAGUGAACGUAGUCGGGCGGCCGGGGGCAGGGAUGAGCGGGGUCUUUGCGUGCGGCCCCUGCGCCUGGGUGCCUGGGCAGUGCGGGGCCGACCUGGGCGGCGACACCUGAGCGAGGCGGCUGGAGGCAGUGGCGGGGCCGAUGGCGGUGGCGGCGGCUCGGGGUCGCGGGAAGCGGUGGAACGACUGGUGCGGGAGCACCCGGUGGUGGUGUUUAUGAAGGGCAGCCCGGCGCAGCCCCUCUGCGGCUUCAGCAACGCCGUCGUGCAGAUCCUGCGGCUGCACGGUGUGGAGGACUACCGCGCACACGAUGUCCUGCAGGACCCCGACCUCCGGCAAGGAAUAAAAAACUACUCCAACUGGCCUACCAUCCCACAAGUAUACCUCAAUGGUGAAUUCGUUGGUGGCUGUGAUAUCCUCCUCCAGAUGCAUCAGAAUGGAGAUCUCGUAGAAGAGCUAAAGAAGUUAGGAAUCCGCUCAGCACUUCUGGAUGCAGAAAAAGACCAAGAAAAAAAAUAAAAUGAGGAAAGGGAAAAGAUGCCUUGAUGGAAAGAAAGGAAAUCUUUGAUAAGAACUUGUAACCAGUAAAGCCUUAUGUACUUCAGUUCAAAGAAGGCAUCUUUUUAAACUGACACUAAGAUUUAUCAGUGGAUGUCUGUUAGCUCGUGGUAAAUGUAGUGAUGUCAGUAUUUUGAUUUAUGGAUAUUGUGAAAAUUUGAUUAUAACCACUGUACUGUAAAGCAUACACAUGUGGAAAUUGUUUUAAAAAGUAAAUAAGUUCACUUCUAAAAGCAUUCUUUUGAUUGAUGCAGGAGUAAACCAAAAUAACUAAUAAUGCUAUUUUUAUUGAUUUUUGAGUGUUUCUUUGUUCUUUGUUACACAAACCUGUGCAAACAGUGUUUGCAUUCCCUUGUUCUUGAAAAAGUGCUAAGUAGUGCUUGUGCAUCUGUGGGUUUUCUUGUUUUUGUUUUUUAUAACUCCUGAUGAUAAGAAUUCCCAAGAGCCUGUAAAGUUUCUACUAUCUCACAUGAUAGAGGGGAAAAUAGCCCUCAAACAAUACAUAAGAAAUCAUGGUAUGAGAGUGCAUGAAAUACACUUUUGUUCCAAAGAAUAAAAAUAAACACACUAGUACGAAUACAUGUAUAGUGAUCAUUAUUAUUUUGUAUUUUCCUGUUAGCUUUUAAAAGACUGCUAUGAAUUGUGCCUGAAGAUUUUUAUAAAACCUUUUCUACCUCUUGCAAAGUGGCUUUUCCCCGUUUGUAUACUUUGUGUACUGCAGUUUCUCUGUAUCAGUUAUAGAAUGUGGGAAUUGUUAAGGCAUCAGUAUUCUUGUUUGCAACAGUACAGGAGAAUACUUCAGUAAUUACUGUAUUGUUUACUAGUUACUAAGUUAUCUUUUUAGAUCUGUUGUGUUUCCAAGUAUUGUCACGGAACAGCUGUGGUUCCUGGAGUAUGGUCUUCAGACAGGGGUUAAACAGUUUAAAGUUUCAUUGGAGACAAGAUUAAAAAGUACAGCAGAAGGGCUACUGAAAAUAGCCAGUGUUCCUUUGUUGGAAGCAUUGGGAAGUCUUCAAGUAACUAUCUAACCUUGUUUUCCCAAGUGAAACUAAAUAAUCUUAAAACAGUGUAGUUCACCUGUACAGUAAUACUGCUGAGGAUAAAAGAUACCACACUGUUUUUAAAUGCCAUUUACCUUUAUGAAUGCAGACCAAGGAAUGGUUUGCAUGUGAGCUAAGCAAGUGAUUGGAAAUAAAGCGUUUUGUGUAGAUUGUCUGCAAUAGUUCCUUUUUAUUUUAAAUUACAAUAAUAAAACUGAUGAGGCUUUUAUUGAGAAAUCUAAAACAUAAGGAAGAAAAUCCCUCACUGGAAGAGGAACUCAAAACCCCCAUCUACCAGUUACAGUUCUAAUGCAAGUUUCAAUUUUCUCUCUUUCAUGUUCACCAGAGUAAGCUAUCUAGUAGAGAAACUGUGUCUGUACAGCUUUAACAGAAUUUGCAAAAUGUGUUGCUGGUUACAGUAUGUUUAUUGUAUAGUUUACUGUUUAGUUCAAAUGCAGUCAGUAUCUUUAUGCUUAAAUAACAUCUCAGCUUAAACAGCCACUCAGCUUCACUACCAGUAGAAAUGACUUUAGCAUGAACGCUGAUUAUGAAUAAGCUGUGCUCAGAGGUGAUCAGUUGUGAUUGUUAGUAAUGUAGGUAUGAGUGCAUGAUUUUUUUUUUGUUGAUACACCAUAUCAUAUGAAAUGCAAAGCUCUAGUUCAGUUUAACCUCUCUUGAAAUUCUGAUUAAAUGGGUUUUCUUACA